CCAGAGACAAGCUGAGCCACCCUGGGAGAGUGCUGCCAGACAGCUGCUGUCACCAGGCACCUAACAAGAAGGACAAGGAAGCUUCAUACGCCCCACCUCACCAAGGUCAGAGUACAUCUGUGUCCCAGCAGCGCCUUGCCCAUGCCCGGGCCCUAACCUGCCAUAUCCUGCCGGCUCCCGUGCCCAGAAUGGCCCACACUGAGGUCCCGCAGCAGCCCCAGCCCUUCUCCGCCGGAGCCACCACCACCGACACCGAGGGCCCUGCCGAGGGUCACGACCUGGAGUGCCCGGUGUGCCGGGAGCCCUACAGCUGUGCCCGACCGCCCAAGCUGCUGGGCUGCCCGCACUCCUUCUGCGCCGUCUGCCUGAAGCUCCUGCUGCGUGUGCAGGACAACACCUGGUCCAUCCCCUGCCCUGUGUGCCGCAGGGUCACUGCCGUCCCCGGGGGCCUCAUCUGCAGCCUGCGCGACCAGGAGGCCGUGGCGGGGCAGCUAGCCUGGCCAUGCCCAGAGAUGCAGCCCUGUCCUUGGGAGCUGGUGAAUCCUGUCGCCUUGACGGCAGGGCACCCCAGCUUGGCGGGAGAGGAUGAGCAGGAUGUGGAGAGUGUCAACCACACGGCAGCGCGGCGCCUGGUGGCACACCUGCUCCUACUGGCCUUGCUCAUCGUCCUCAUCCUGCCCUUCAUCUACCCCAGUGUCAUGCAGUGGAUGUUCACCUUCAUCAUCGCCCUGGCCCUGCUGAUGUCCACCCUCUUCUGCUGUCACCUCGGCAGCCGGGGGGGCUGCUGGCCCUCCCCCAGGACUCUUGUCGGCAGCCAGCGGAAACACAGUGAGAUCUCUUCCAUUGCCUGACCAGCCACCCACAGCGCCUUCUGCCUCUGCGGCCCCGUUACUCCCACAGUGGACAGGGUAAGGGGCUGCAAAGUAGGACUGGCUCCUGCAGGGGAAGAAAUGCCAGUCAGACCUGCAAGCUAAAGCCAGAAUGGCUGUCCUGGGUCUCCAACUAUGUGCUUGGGCGAUAGACUUAUGCCUGCCCCAGGUACGGCACAGCUGAACUGUUUGCGGGGUGAGAAGGCACAAAUGACUUUGAAUGCUGCCAGGGAGGACCCCCUGUUCCUCCUAUUCCAAUGCUCCGGGUUGUUCUUUCUACAUCUGGAUGAAAGUAUUGCAAUAGUAAUGUUACUGAAAAGUGAAUAGAGCCAGGAACUCCUCUUUGUUUAUUUUCAAUUUAUGUAGCUGGUUUUAUUUUAUUGCUUGGUUUUGGAUUGGGUUUUUGUGUUUGGCGGAGUUUGUUCAUAUUUCUGGCUGCUACGCAUUUUCCCUCCUGGGAAGGCAGAGCCCAUGGGAAGCCCUCCUGUGGGGGUGGCUUCUCCCCCCACCCCCCACCAAUGCUGCCCAUCUCAUGCCCACCCCACCUUGCCAAAGGUCCUGGCCAUUCCGAGGGUCUUUCACUGAGUUGCCCGGCCCUCCUUUUCCCUACAAAUGGAGGGAGAGAGAACCUGUGUGGAAGUGGUAUUUCUGAUGGCGCUGGGAAAGUCCCACGUUUAGUUGGCAGAGCUGAGGAGGGUGGAGGGGAUGCAGGUGAGUCUUAGAAUCUCCUCCAGCAUCCCCACCAGGAUUUCCCAGGUCCAUAUCAUCAGGAACUGACUCAACAGAGAGUCUCGGAGUUACGGGAACUUCCCCCAGCGUGGCCCAGCUGCCCACCUGGUGCGCAGUCCCACACCCCAGAACCAAGUCUUUCGGGUGCUGAUUUCUUUAUAAUUGCAUCUCGAUUCCCUUUUGAGUUUUUGUCAUAGAGACAAGGAGCCUUGUAAAUGCAAAGGUCCUCUCCAAUAACCCCACAUUUCCCGCCUCACCCAGAGAGUCACAGUCAUCAGAGAGGCUUUGGUGUCUUUUCUCAGUCAUUUCUGCUCCAAAACCUAGAGGAGGCUUCUGCUGGAGUGAAUGACCUUCCACACUCAUCCAGGCCAAGCCUCAGCUGGGGGGCCAUGGGGUGGAGGGGGGCGGAGGGUGAAACAGACGUUAUUUCCUUCCAAAGGCCCCAUAAUUGGAACCUCGGAGGGGCUCACUGAGCACGACCAUUGAUUGCCCUGACUCCCCCUCUUCCUCCUGCAGACUUGUUAUGGUGACCUUACCUUUGUCAGGGAGAGAGGUGAGAGCUCCGUCACUGGAGCACGGGGUCGGCCCUGCGUUCUGAACAAGAGUUCACCUCUCAGAAAAUCCUUUUCCCCAAAAUGAGCUGGUAGAACUGGACUGUUCCUACCACCCCUGCAGCCCAGAGCCGAGGGCAUGCUGGGACCCCAGACAAUGGACAUGUGCACGUGCACAGGUCACAUUCCCUGUGACCUCACACAAAGAAAAGUCAAAAUGUUCAGAAUGGACGCAAUGAGCUGUCCUUGACACCUGGAGGCUUCCUCUUGUUCUUACGAGGUCUCCUGGGGCAGCUCUGCGACCCCAUGCUGUGGGCCGUGUUGACUGCCGGUGCUGAGAGAGAACGCGUCGGCGUACGUGGGCUUGUGUCACGUACAUUGUCAGGCCAAGGCCAGGUGGGCCUGAAGAACGCCUCGUCCCCCAGAAUGAGUAAAUGGCAAGAACAGCUUAGCAUUUCCUGAGCUGGCCUUGGGCAUGUGGUUUGGGGGUGGGAGCCAAUAGGAAAGGGAAAGAAUGUUCUCUACCCACUUACAACCACUCCUGUUUCAUCUAGUUCUUGGACUCUCCACCAACAAGAAAACCUUUACCAAGAUA
Messenger RNA from Artibeus jamaicensis (Jamaican fruit-eating bat), 2744 nucleotides. RefSeq names its product ring finger protein 186 (gene RNF186). Gene Ontology annotation, molecular function: ubiquitin protein ligase activity. The record is from RefSeq and is a predicted model, not a curated record. Gene Ontology annotation, cellular component: endoplasmic reticulum membrane. NCBI's taxonomy places the organism in Eukaryota, Metazoa, Chordata, Mammalia, Chiroptera, Phyllostomidae. The transcript has a single exon. Gene Ontology annotation, biological process: protein K63-linked ubiquitination; protein autoubiquitination; protein localization to mitochondrion. Bases 189 to 851 code for a protein of 220 amino acids.